AGAACAUGCAUUUCUUAAACAUAUGAAACAACUUUCAAGUUCUUGUUAUCUUUUGGAUCAAAUGAGAAAAUGCUAAAUGAUUCUGUUUUAUGACAAAGAUUGGAAUGUGUAAAAAGACAAGUCAACAAAAUUGACCUCAACAUUUUUUCCGUUUUAUAGUUACCAGUACUACAAAUGUGAGCCAAGUGUGAGUCACAUUCACUUUCCACAUAAAGCAGGUACAAGCUUAGGCCAGGAUUCUGACGGAGUGGUGCCAUCUAUAAGUUAUGCCGCCAAAGUUCAAGCGCCACCUAGAGUCUGGAGACUAUAACAGGGCCCGAAACUCUGAAAAGAAAUAUGCAUUUUCGAGUUCCUUAUUGGAUGCUGGGUCAGAAGAUGAGGAGGAUUUCUUUCUCACGGGGCCAAAUGCGAGGCCAAGAGAGCUAGGAGAUAGUAAGAUUGCAAGGGUUCAAGGUCAGGUUCAUGAUGUCAUAGAUGUGAUGAAGGAUAACAUUGGCAAGGUGAUGGACAGAGGAGAAAGGCUGGAGGACCUUCAGGAUAAAUCAGAUGACCUGUCCUCCAAUGCAAACAUGUUCCGCAGUCGUGCUACUGACUUGAGACGUAAUAUGUGGUGGAAAGAGUGCAAGAUGAGAAUCUUACUUGCAGUUGUUGUGGUUGUCAUUCUUCUCAUUAUUAUAAUUCCAAUAAUAAUUCACAGUCAGAAGAAGGAUCCAUAGAGGAUACAAAGACCUACAGAAGAUAUGCCAACGUUCCAUGGAUGAAAUCUGGAUCUAGAAAUCAUAGUUAUUUAUUUAUUGUUAUGUUAAACUGGGAAAUUAUUACAAGAGGAGUCUAGAACAAAGGUGCAAUUAUCUAAUAGCUGAUCCAGAAAUGCAUAAUGAUCAUGCAAAAUGCCAAUAUAUACAUUUUGCAUGUUAAUAUGACAUCGUAAGAAAUAGUUUUAUUAUGUCACCACAAGUGGUGACAUAUUGUUAUAGUCUCCAACUUUUGAGUGGAUGGUGUUCAGCAGUU
This is a messenger RNA of Owenia fusiformis, 1011 nucleotides long. Lineage: Eukaryota; Metazoa; Annelida; Polychaeta; Sabellida; Oweniidae. The record is from the annotation of a GenBank genome assembly.